Molecule: messenger RNA, 1521 nt
Organism: Nestor notabilis (Kea)
Lineage: Eukaryota; Metazoa; Chordata; Aves; Psittaciformes; Psittacidae
Gene: DPYSL5
Product: dihydropyrimidinase-like 5
Exons: 11
Cellular component (GO): cytosol; cytoplasm
Molecular function (GO): hydrolase activity, acting on carbon-nitrogen (but not peptide) bonds, in cyclic amides
Source: RefSeq, a predicted model, not a curated record
AUGCUCGCCAACGCGGCCACCAUGCGGAUCCUCAUCAAGGGGGGGAAGGUGGUGAACGAUGACUGCACACUGGAGGCAGACGUCUACAUCGAGAAUGGCAUCAUCCAGCAAGUAGGCCGUGAGCUCAUGAUCCCUGGUGGGGCCAAGGUCAUCGAUGCCACUGGCAAGCUCGUCAUCCCUGGCGGCAUCGACACCAGCACCCACUUCCACCAGACCUUCAUGAACGCCACCUGUGUGGAUGACUUCUACCACGGCACCAAGGCAGCCCUGGUAGGAGGGACGACGAUGAUCAUCGGCCACGUCCUGCCCGACAAGGAGACCUCGCUGCUGGAUGCCUAUGAGAAGUGUCGCAGCCUGGCUGACCCCAAGGUCUGCUGUGACUACGCCCUGCACAUGGGCAUCACUUGGUGGGCACCCAAGGUGAAGGCAGAGAUGGAGACGCUGGUGCGGGAGAAGGGGGUGAACUCCUUUCAGAUGUUCAUGACCUACAAGGACCUGUACAUGCUGCGGGACAGCGAGCUCUACCAGGUUUUCCGGGCCUGCCGUGACUUCGGCGCCAUUGCCCGUGUCCAUGCUGAGAACGGCGAGCUGGUGGCUGAGGGAGCAAAGGAGGCUCUGGACCUGGGCAUCACAGGGCCAGAGGGCAUCGAGAUUAGUCGGCCCGAAGAGCUGGAAGCCGAGGCCACACACCGCGUCAUCACCAUUGCCAACAGGACCCACUGCCCUGUUUACCUGGUGAAUGUCUCCAGUAUGUCCGCAGGGGAUGUCAUUGCUGCCGCCAAGAUGCAAGGGAAGGUGGUGUAUGCGGAGACGACCACAGCGCACGCCACGCUCACUGGGCUGCACUACUACCACCAGGACUGGUUCCAUGCUGCUGCCUAUGUCACCGUGCCACCGCUGCGCCUGGACACCAACACCUCGGCCUACCUCAUGAGCCUGCUCGCCAACGACACUCUGAACAUCGUGGCCUCCGACCACCGGCCCUUCAGCACCAAGCAGAAAGCCAUGGGCAAGGAGGACUUCACCAAGAUCCCCCACGGCGUCAGCGGCGUGCAGGACCGCAUGAACAUCAUCUGGGAGCGAGGCGUGGUUGGGGGCAAGAUGGAUGAGAACCGCUUCGUGGCCGUGACCAGCUCCAAUGCUGCCAAGAUCCACAACCUGUACCCCCGCAAAGGCCGGAUCAUCCCUGGGGCUGAUGCCGAUGUCGUCGUCUGGGACCCUGAGGCCACCAAGACCAUCUCGGCUAGCACCCAAGUGCAGGGGGGGGACAUCAACCUGUACGAGAACAUGCGGUGCCACGGGGUGCCCCUGGUCACCAUCAGCCGCGGGCGUGUGGUCUAUGAGAAUGGUGUCUUCAUGUGUGCUGAGGGCACCGGCAAGUUCUGCCCACUCCGCUCCUUCCCGGACUCUGUCUACAAGAAGCUGGUGCAGCGGGAGAAGAGCUUAAAGCUGCGGGGUGUGGAUCGCACCCCAUACCUGGGGGAUGUGGCUGGGGGUGUGUGUUGCGGGGAAAAAGAGACA